AAACGUACAGUGUACGAAGUGUGACGUGAGACUACACUUCCCGAUUAGCUUCGGAACUCGUGCCGGAGUGAGAGUGUUGUCUGUCUCACAGGAUCUUUGUUCGGAGCAGAAUGGCAGGUAGCUUGUGGAGGUCAACGCUGUCCCAGGUCGUAGGAUGGGUGAGGAGGAGCUCCAUUCAGUCUUCAGUUUCCAGAAGAGGGAUGCAGACGGUCACUCUGAUUCCUGGAGAUGGUAUCGGACCUGAAAUCUCGGCCGCUGUCAUCAAGAUUUUUGAGGCUGCGAAGGUUCCAGUCAAAUGGGAGGAAAGGAACGUGACGGCCAUUAAAGGACCAGGAGGCCGGUGGAUGAUUCCUCCUGAUGCCAAAGAGUCGAUGGACAGAAGUAAAAUUGGACUCAAGGGACCUCUGAAGACACCCAUUGCGGCAGGUCACCCCUCCAUGAACCUGCUCCUCAGAAAGACCUUUGACCUCUAUGCCAAUGUGCGACCCUGUAUCUCCAUCGAGGGCUACAAGACGCCGUACACCGAUGUUGACCUGGUCACCAUCCGUGAAAACACAGAGGGCGAGUACAGCGGCAUCGAACACGUGAUUGUGGAUGGUGUCGUUCAGAGCAUUAAGCUGAUCACUGAGAAGGCCAGCAAACGCAUCGCAGAGUACGCCUUUGAAUACGCUCGCAACAACCAGAGAAACAGCGUGACAGCCGUACAUAAGGCUAACAUCAUGAGAAUGUCUGACGGCCUGUUCCUGAGGAAAUGUCGAGAGGUGGCCGAAAACUUCAAAGACAUCAAGUUCACGGAGAUGUACCUGGACACCGUGUGUCUCAAUAUGGUUCAGGAUCCGACCCAGUUUGAUGUCCUGGUCAUGCCCAACCUGUACGGAGACAUUCUUAGUGACUUGUGCGCCGGACUCAUCGGAGGACUCGGAGUCACUCCCAGCGGGAACAUUGGAGCAAAUGGAGUGGCCAUAUUUGAGUCGGUCCAUGGUACUGCCCCUGACAUUGCAGGCCUGGACCUGGCCAAUCCCACGGCUCUGCUGCUGAGUGCCGUCAUGAUGCUACGCCACAUGGGUCUGCACCCCCAUGCAGACAAGAUCCAGACGGCGUGUUUCGACACCAUCAGAGACAAGAAGUUUCUGACCAAGGACCUCGGUGGAAACGCCAAGUGUUCAGAGUUUACCUCAGAGAUCUGUCGCCGUGUUCAGGACCUGGACGGAGGCCACUAGAAGGCGCUGUGCAGUGUCACUGUUAGUCUAUGAUGUCACAAGAUGAUGUAUUUCAGGAGGCGGGACUUCUGCAGCUGUAUUAACUGUGUCUAAAAGUAAACGCACAACUUUGAUCUGUUUGACCAAACACAAGUGAAUCAUCUGCAAAAAAUCAUAAAUAGAUAAAUAUAUUAUUACAGUUCUUAUGUCGUAGUUGUGAUAAUCUGUCUACAAGAUCAGUGACGGUUUAUUUUUACAAGUUUGACAGUAAAAUAUUUAUUGUUUGUUACUGAAUGUACAGUACACCGUGGGUUGGUUUACCAGCUUUUCUAUAAAACACACAGCUUCUAUUUCUAUCAUCACUGUGCACGCAAUAAAGAAAGUGCUGAGUUUGUAUCAAAA
Cynoglossus semilaevis (tongue sole) is the source of this 1601-nucleotide messenger RNA. RefSeq names its product isocitrate dehydrogenase [NAD] subunit alpha, mitochondrial. NCBI's taxonomy places the organism in Eukaryota, Metazoa, Chordata, Actinopteri, Pleuronectiformes, Cynoglossidae. Gene Ontology annotation, biological process: isocitrate metabolic process; tricarboxylic acid cycle. Gene Ontology annotation, cellular component: mitochondrion. The transcript is spliced from 11 exons. Bases 111 to 1220 code for a protein of 369 amino acids. The record is from RefSeq and is a predicted model, not a curated record. Gene Ontology annotation, molecular function: NAD binding; magnesium ion binding; isocitrate dehydrogenase (NAD+) activity.